Molecule: messenger RNA, 5942 nt
Organism: Polypterus senegalus (gray bichir)
Lineage: Eukaryota; Metazoa; Chordata; Cladistia; Polypteriformes; Polypteridae
Gene: trim46a
Product: tripartite motif containing 46a
Exons: 10
Coding region: 173-2497 (774 amino acids)
Molecular function (GO): zinc ion binding; protein binding
Source: RefSeq, a predicted model, not a curated record
CGCCGCUCCAGAUGCGCCACCGCAGGAACGUCAGCGCAGACUCCAGCUUUCAGUCUUGCAUGGAACGAGCAUACGAGCAUCUUUAACCAGCUCGGCGACAGACUGGGGGAAAUUAGAAGAAAAAAAAAAAGCCGAGCACAAACAUAGCUUUUGCCGGCGUGUUGAAUGAGGAAUGGCAGAGGCAGAGGAUUUCCAGACAUUUACCUCAAUAAUGGAUGCCCUCGUCAGAAUAAGUUCCAACAUGAAGAGUAUGGAAAGAGAACUGUUGUGCCCAGUGUGCAGGGAGAUUGUGAAACAACCUAUCAUUCUCCCUUGCCUUCACAAUGUCUGCCUUCUUUGUGCCAGUGAAGUGUUGGUGCAACAUGGAUAUCAAGUGCCAGACCCUGUUAUCUCUGAGCCUUCAUCACCUGUCUCUUCCCCCAACACUCGCAGUCCAAGACAAGGGCGAAGGCCGCUUCCAAGAACUGAAAGACUUGACCGAGUUGUUCGAUCAGGUUAUGGCACAUAUCCUGGUCGCAGACGCAGAGAAGGCCCACCUCCUUCUAUACUGUUCCCAUGCCCAUUAUGCCAGCAUGAUAUUGAUUUGGGAGAACGUGGUCUAAUGGACUGCUUGCGCAAUCUGACUUUGGAACGAAUUGUAGAACGAUAUCGCCACACAAUCAGCCUUGGGUCCCCUGCACUGAUGUGUCAGUUUUGCAAGCCACCUACAUCACAAGAAGCCACCAAAGGAUGCAUCGACUGUCGGGCUAGUUUCUGCAAUGAAUGCUUUAAAUUGUACCAUCCAUGGGGAACCCCAAGGGCACAGCAUGAGUAUGGCGGGCCCACUGUUUCAUUCAGGCCCAAGGUACUGAUGUGCCCUGAGCAUGACCAGGAAAAGGUCUCAUUCUACUGCAAGACGUGUCAGAAGCUCGUCUGCCCGCUUUGUAAACUGCGUCGAAUUCACACUGGGCACAAAAUCUCCCCUGUUGCUAAUGCAUAUCAAGCACUCAAGGACAAGCUGACAAAAGGAAUCAGCUACAUCCUUGCCAACCAAGAGACAAUUCAGUUGCAGAUUAAACAAUUGGAGGAUCUUGUCAAACAGAAUGAGAUGAACAGCACCACUGCAAAGGAUGAGGCUGCUCGUGCUUUUCAGGAACUAAGCACCGCUCUUGAGGAGAGGCAAGCCAUGGUUUUUCAGUCUCUAGAAGAAUCACGGCACAGAAAAACUGAGGCUCUUUCCAGUCAAAUCACAGAGCGUCAAUCACUGCUGGAGAAUGCUGGCCUAGUGGCUUUCACUCAGGAGGUUCUGAAGGAGACAGACCAUUCUUGCUUUGUUCAAAUAGCAAAGCAAAUACACAACAGGAUGUUAAAAGCUACAGAAUCUCUUCAGAACUUCUCUCCUGCAGCAGAUCCUUCCUUUAGGCACUUCCAGCUGGACAUCAGUCAGGAACUAAAGCUUCUAAGCAAUUUAAGCUUCAUCAAGUCUCCAUUAGCACCAGUGAUAGACACCCAACGUACAAUGGCUUAUGAUCAGCUCUUCCUGUGUUGGCGCCUGCCUGUUGACUCUGCUCCAGCCUGGCAUUUCACUGUGGAGUUCCGGCGCACAGAGAUUCGUGGAGGAAAGGUUCCUCGUCUGUGGCAUCGUCUAGAGGAAGUGACGGGCACCAGUGCUGUAAUCGAUAGGCUGGAAAUAGACAGUGUAUAUGUGCUUAGAGUGAAAGGGUUUAACAAGGCCGGAUUUGGAGAAUACAGUGAGGAGAUCUACCUGCAUACUCCACCAGCUCCAGUGUUGAACUUCUUUUUGGAUGGCCGCUGGGGUUUUCAUCGAGACCGACUGAUCCUCAACAAGGACCAACGAGCAGUGCGCAGUGUUCCUGGAAUCCCGUUGCUGCAGGCAGCAGAGCGCGCCCUCACUUCUUGCCACUUAACCUCUGACCUCCUCAUUGGGGAUGUAGCAGUUACACAGGGUCGUCACUACUGGGCGUGCUCUGUGGACCCAGGCUCUUAUUUGGUGAAAGUAGGUGUUGGCCUGGAAUCACGGCUGCAAGAGUGGUUUCACAUGCCACAGGAUGUCACCAGCCCACGGUAUGACCCGGACAGUGGCCAUGACAGUGGAGCUGAAGAUGCUACAAUGGACACUCCACCACCAUUUUCUUUUCUCACAGUGGGGAUGGGUAAAGUACUUUUGCCACAAGGUAGUAACUCAGCCAGCAAUGCAACAAGUCCAAGUGCUGGAUUACAGCAUACAAGGGACCACACGACUCACUCUUCCCCCAGCUUGACCGUCCCGUUGCCUCCUCGUCUGGGAGUGUGUUUAGACUUUGAAAAGGGCCGUGUUUCCUUCUACGAUGCUGUGUCUCUGAGGCCCUUAUGGGAGGGCCCAGUGGACUGCUCAGCCCCAGUGUGCCCUGCCUUUUGCUUCAUUGGGGGAGGAGCUCUACAGGUACAAGAGCUGGUAGCCAAUCGCAUCCCAGAUCAACAGCCCAGACGUGUUACAAUUCAGUCACGAGUGAACUGAUUUAAGGUUCAAAUGUGUCAUCCAGCAGUAAUUAUAAAAGCUAUUAGAGAGAAGCAGACUGACUGACUGACUCAAUGGUCAGAUGAAAUCAUCAUGGCCACAAGCAGCCCAAAUAUCUGUAGGAGCAGUAAUUUGUGAAUAUUAUUAAAUAACAAACGAAAUACGAAUACUUGUAAGGCACAGAUCAUAAGGAUAAUCAGGUCUAAUCUUCAUGUAUGAGAUUGGCAGUAACACACCACCAAAGUGAAAGGCUGGUUGUGGAUUUGUAGCAUUUUUUUCUAUAUUAGAUUUUUUUUCUUUUAUAUAGUGAUGGCAAUUGAGAACAGCAGAUAACAAUUACAAGUGUUUAAAAACGCAUUAAGAUGUACUCCUUGGGCUGUGUUGUGAAUUGCCAUUGUCAGCUCACUGGCUGGUAGCUCACAUAUUAUUUCUGUCUAAGGUCCGAAUGAGCAGCUUGCAUUGUUUGUGGUCACUUGUGCAGAUGCAAAUGCAGAUUUAAAAUAAGUGGUCAGUGAAACAAAAGGAAAGACUUAGGGGCGCAUCAGUCAAAUCUGAACACCAUCCACGUUCAAAUUAUUCAGUCACAAACAGAAUUUUGAUUGUAUGAUAAAACUGAUUCCUACAAAUAUUCCUGACUUUGCGUAUAGUGGCAAAUGAAUGCUCCUUCUUACUGAAAAAGCUGUAGGCAUCAGUAUAAACACUCACGUUGUCACAGAGUAUACCAUUAUAGGGCUACACUCCCAUACUACGUACAAUCCGAUCAAACCUACAGACCAGACAGAAAGUAAAAACCACAAAAUUAAGAAACAUAACAGUAGACAAUGUAAAUAUUUUACUAUUUUAUACAGUUGCUGAUGAUGCUCCAAAGAACUAAGCACAGCCGUUAAUUAAUGCCUUUGUAGUUCUACUUGUUAUAAAGGCACCGUAUUACAUACACCAUAUUUAUUGCUAUACUCUAGCUGUUUCAUUUAUUUAUUUUUACGAAUGAAAAGAAAGUCAUGGCUUUUCUGAAACCUACAAAAACACAGUUUUCUAAAAUGGAUUUAGAUGGGAUUUGACUUUGAGCAUCUUUAAAAGCUUACAGAAAUAGCAGCAGUACUUUAUUGUUAAUCCACUGCACAACUAAGACUAAAAGACAGAAACAAUCUGAUUAUUAAGAGAAUUUCAAACUCAGACUCUUGUUUUAUUUUUUCUUAUUCCUUUGAUUGUCUUUUAUGGUGAGAGCCACACUGACUAGGGCAUUUUCUAGCAGCGGGUUUUCAAUAAUAGUGCCUUCAAGUUGGAGUUAUAAAUUAACUGUUUGAAGAAGUACGUGUGUUCAUCGUUAUCAGAUAUCAUGUAUUACUAAGUUAACGAAUGGUUUACCCUCCAGUCAUUUUAAUGAGGGUUGCAGGUGCAACAUGGCAGCUUAGGAAGUUAGCAUAAACCUCAAGGUACUUCUGAGAAUUAGAGAUACUGCCAGGGCUGCCAAGAGGUACAAUCCCUGCAGUAUGUUUGGAAUCUGCUCCUCCACUUAGCAGUGCUCCAUACAACCCUUGGGUGGCAUUCUAACUAUUUGCCCAAGCAAGCCAUAAUAACUCAAUCUGGAAAAGCAUCACGUUUACUACCAAGGUCCUCCCAGUCCUAUAUCAGAGAAUGAACCCAGCAACCCUGCAUGAGAAAGUAAUUUUGGCCACUUGUACUCGUAUUUCUCAUUCUCCCAGUCACUACCCAGAGCUUGUUAUCACAGGAUGUAGAUUGGCUAGUCUCGUAAUUACUCAGACAUUAAAUAUGUGUACAGGCUUAUCUUGAGCUCAGAUUUACAGUAAUGGCGAUAAUAGUUACCUAUAUCAGAGUGUGCAGUGACCUGGCUGAGAAUAUUUUUGCAAAGCCCAUUUAUUAUUCCAUACUUGCCUUUUGAAGGCCCAGACCUCUGUCUGAAUCACAGCAGCUAAACUGCUUUACUGCUACCGGGCUUUGGCCUUACCACAUUUUUAUUAGAAAAUGCCCUUUCCUAACAUGAUGCUUCUUGGACUUUCAAAUACCAAGUCAGGUGGUGAGUAUCUGUGGCUAUCCUAUCAAUUUACUGCAGUUUGUCUAUUCAGUAAUGAUAUAUUUGUUUUUAAUCUCGUGUGCAGAACAUUCUUUGAGAUACACGACACUCAGCAUCUUUUAGAAGUUAGAAUUCAUAUAAACGCCCCAUAUUAUACCCCAGUCUCAGUAACGUGUACUGCUUUCAACUAAAUGAAAAGUAAACAUACAAACACUUUAAUAAAUUUAUCCUCCUUGAAUGAUCUGCAUUACUGAAUGGGAAAAACUGCUACACAAGGAAGAAUAAACGGGAUGAUAUAACAGCAUUUUUAUGCCAACACAAUCAAAUUUUGAGCAGGAGGGGCAUGAGUUUCCAAACCGCCAGUCUAUCACAGGACCUAUGUACACAUCCACCCAUAGAGGGUAACAUCUGGGUUUGGCACUAAGCUCAACAUGCACAUCUUGGGCAACGUAGGAGGAAAACUUUAAACUAAACAAGAGCAACAAGCAGGCGCAGAAUAAAACCCAACAUGCUGGAUUCAUGAUGGAGCAGUACAUACCAGUAUAGCUCCAUGCUGUCCAUAAACUUUAUGCUUAUGUUAAAAGUCACCAAAUUUUUGGUGUAUUAGGGCCUUACACUCAAAAAUAUUAAUUACAAAGAUGAGUGAUGGUAUUAUUAUUGCAUGUAAUAGUGUCCAAAUCGGGGGAGACCUAUUCAUAUUCUUGAAAUGUGUUUCUCUAAAGAGAUGAAUGGAAUUAACAUGUCCCAACAUUUGCUGAAUAUACUAUGUGUAUUAUAUUGUAUGUGUAAUUACUUGUUUGAUUUGAAUUAUCUUCUAGUGUAAAAAGGACAAGAUCUUAUUCCAGUCAAUUAGCAUCUUCACAGAAGGGCGACUUUACUGCACAGUACUGUUUGCUGACAGGACCGAGGUUGAGCAGCUUAAUGACCCGAUAUAAAUCUCCAUUGUCUAGUUUGCAAUCUCUUUAACCGAAAACAAAAUAAAACAUCUUUCCUGGGUAUCUUGAUUAUAGCCAUAGAUCUGUAAAGUCCUGUAAUUAUCUUUAUUUCUUAAAUUAAUUAGGGGUUUUUUUGUAUAUAAUUGUAAUAUCAUCAAACUGUAAUUUGGUAUAGUGUCUUGAAUUGAAGUAAUGAGCCCCAAAACUCUUUCAUUUUGUUGGCCCAGAUUGUCUAUAAAAUUAAGAUUUUUACCUCUGCAGAUUACAAAUUUCUUCCCAACCUUGUCAUAGCAAAAGGAAAUACUGUAUGUCAAAACCUUUCAGCAGUCUACACAAAGUAGGAAAAAAAAAGUUAUUCAUAAUAUUAAAGAAGUAUUCAUUCCCUUUGUGACUACAAGUGAUUAUAGGAUUCUGCCUCAACCAGUCAUAAAGUUUGUUGAUGGAUGCUAUGUAAGAAAUUCAAGGAUUACCUAUUUUA